This is a messenger RNA of Nannospalax galili (Upper Galilee mountains blind mole rat), 1422 nucleotides long. RefSeq names its product THUMP domain-containing protein 3-like. Gene Ontology annotation, molecular function: tRNA (guanine) methyltransferase activity. NCBI's taxonomy places the organism in Eukaryota, Metazoa, Chordata, Mammalia, Rodentia, Spalacidae. The record is from RefSeq and is a predicted model, not a curated record. Gene Ontology annotation, biological process: tRNA methylation.
AUGAUCAAGACAGGCCGAAAUGUUACCAUCGUGUCUGACACUCAAGAGGCUGCUGACCAACUCCUGAAUGUGAACCUUCACGAGGAGAGAGCUGAGCCAGUGACAGGAAGUGAUGUCAGAAGUGAGUCUGCGCCUCUCCACGUCCCUGUUGGAGCCACUGUGCCCACUGGUGCCCCCUGGUGCCCCCUGGCUCUGAGCAAAAAGCAGCAGGUGAGAGGGACUCAGCAAAGGUGGGGCAAGAUAUAUUUUGGCGUUGCAGUGCGAAGUUUGGCUCAGGUUCAGUGUCUAAGAUCAGCUGAUAACUUGUUUGUGGUUGCUCCGGAGUUGAAAGAUUACCAGUUCAAAAAUACAAAGGAAGAACUGGGUGAAAAGCUCCCCUGGUCAGAACUUUUAAAAGUAUGGCAAAUUAACACCAGUUUACAGAAGGAAAAAGCGAAGAUAGAUUGGGAUUCAAAGAAAGAGAAGACUGAUUAUGGACAAGGAGAGGAGUCAGAUGAAGACAGUAAAGAGAAGCUUGCCAACAGCACCCCGGAUUCGCAUAUCUUAGACUAUUAUGAAAAUCCGGACAUCGAGGAGGAGGUAGGGAUGGAUGUCUUGGCACCGUGUAAAGAUGAGACUGAUGAAAACUUAAGAGGAGACGCUGAGCCACAAGUGCGGAAGUUUAGAGUCACAGGCGACAGUGCAGGAAUGAAACACUGCUUUGCCUCAAAUGAGGCUGCAAGAGGUUUUGAGGGUGCUGUUCAAGGUUAUUUUAAGUGGACUGAUAUGACCAACUUUGAUGUGGAGGAAUUAGGUGCGUGUAACUUCGCUGUUUUAUUCCCAGGUCCUCUUCCGUCCUCCACUGGUCUGCCUGUGUGCUUUACUCCGGUUCCAGGAUUUAGGAGACUGAUUCCUGACCACCUUGCAAUGACUGGCACAGCACACAUAGCAGCUCAGCUCGGAAAGCACAUCUUCAUGGAAGACACCUGUCUCACAGAUGUCCCUGAUGGGCGUGGCCUCUACUAUGUUCACAAUAACGAACUUCUUAAUGGCUUUGUCUUUAGGCAUGCAAGGGAUGUAGUUUAUGCAGCGAAUGGACUGCAUGUGGCUGCAGUCCUUUCGGACCAAGCGUGGGCUCACACCCCAAGCCCCGAAACAAACAGAUGGGAUCAGAACUCCACCACCCAGUGGACUCUGCAAGCCCACGAGGAGCAGGUCACCACACAUCAGACCUAUGACAGGGUAGGUACUAUCCAGGGAUUGUGGAGUAAAGAGACUAGUUUUGGGGUACUCUCUGGAGCCAAGAGCGGAAAUUCUGUUCCCUCGCUGCUCUCUGGUCCCACAGAAGCUGAAAGUCUGGACCUGAGAUACUUUUGGGCUGAAACCGGAGACCUGGACCGGCAGGGCAUCCUUUCAUGUCCUUCUCCUGUGUUGUCGCCCUAG